UCUGCCUCUCGGGCCGCCCAGUGCCCGCGAUCACCUGAAGCUUGCAGCGCUAGCCAGACGGCGGCGGCCAGCGCGGUCCUGACGCUCGGGUCCCGGGAGCUGCGAGCGAGCGUGGCCGUCCCGCGCGUCUCCGCGGCGGAGGAUGCGGGAGCGCAUCUGGUGGCCGCUGCUGCUGCUGCUGCUGCUUCUGCUGCCGCCGCCACUCCGGGGCGGCCCCCGGGAGGAGCUGGAGUCCGAGCCGGGGCCGCUGCAGCCCUACGAUCUGCUCUACGCCAGCGGCGUGGCCGCCUACUACCGCGGGGACUACGAGCAGGCGGUGCGGGACCUGGAAGCGGCGCUGCGCAGCCACCGGCGCCUGCGGGACAUCCGCGUGCGCUGCGCCCGCCACUGCGCCGCCCGCCGCCCGCUCGCGCCCCCCGCCGUCGGGCCCGGGGCCGAGCUGCCCCUGCUCCGCUCCUGGCUGGAGCGGGCGCGCUGCCUCGCCGCCUGCCAGAGCCAGCGCCUCGGGGGGCCUGCGUCCCGCCACCGCGUCAGCGAGGAUGUGCGCAGCGACUUCCAGCGCCGGGUACCCUACAACUACCUGCAGCGAGCCUACAUCAAGCUUAACCAACUGGAAAAGGCUAUGGAAGCAGCUCAUACAUUUUUCAUGGCCAACCCUGAGCACAUGGAAAUGCAGCAAGACAUAGAGAAUUAUAGAACAAUAGCAGGUGUUGAAGCAUCCCAGCUGGUAGAUCGAGAAGCCAAACCACACCAGGAGAGUUACAAUGCAGGAGUGAAACAUUAUGAGGAUGAUGACUUUGAAUUGGCUAUCAAGCAUUUUGAAAAAGCAUUAAGAGAAUAUUUUAAUGAAGAGAUCGAAUGUCGAGUCCUGUGUGAAGGGCCUCAGAGAUUUGAAGAAUAUGAAUACUUAGGGUAUAAAGCUGGUCUCUAUGAAGCCAUUGCAGAUCAUUACCUGCAGGUGCUGGUUUGUCAGCAUGAAUGUGUGAGGGAACUUGCCACUCGCCCUGGUCGCCUCUCACCAAUUGAGAACUAUCUUCCCCUGCAUUAUGACUACCUACAGUUCUCUUACUAUCGAGUUGGUGAAUAUGUGAAAGCCUUGGAAUGUGCCAAGGCUUAUCUUCUGCUCCACCCAGAUGAUGAGGAUGUCCUCGACAAUGUGGAUUACUAUGAAAGUCUUUUGGAUGACAGCAUGGACCCAGCAUCAAUUGAGGCCAGAGAGGAUUUGGCAGUGUUUGUGAAGCGCCAUAAAUUGGAGUCUGAACUAAUAAAAUCAGCUUCAGCAGGUUUAGGAUUUUCAUACUCUGAACCGAAUUAUUGGAUCAGAUAUGGAGGACGCCAGGAUGAAAACCGGGUCAUUUCAGGAGUGAACACGGAGGGCUCAGGAGUUCAUGGAUUGUCAACAGCAAAAAAAUCAUCACCAAAGAUAGAAAGAGACCUAAGAGAGGGGGGCCCCCUGCUCUACGAGAACAUCACGUUUGUAUAUAACUCUGAGCAACUGAACGGGACUCAGCGGGUUCUCCUAGACAAUGUCCUGUCUGAAGAACAGUGCCGGGAGCUCCACAGUGUGGCCAGUGGAAUUAUGCUUGUGGGCGAUGGAUACAGAGGGAAAACUUCACCCCAUACACCCAAUGAAAAAUUUGAAGGAGCAACUGUCCUGAAAGCACUCAAAUUUGGUUAUGAAGGCCGAGUCCCAUUGAAGAGUGCCCGCCUGUUUUAUGAUAUCAGUGAGAAGGCUCGGAAGAUCGUAGAAUCCUAUUUCAUGCUGAACUCAACUCUGUAUUUCUCCUAUACACACAUGGUCUGCCGAACAGCCCUGUCAGGUCAACAGGAUAGAAGAAAUGACCUCAGUCAUCCUAUCCAUGCUGACAACUGCCUUUUGGAUCCAGAAGCCAAUGAAUGCUGGAAGGAGCCCCCUGCUUAUACAUUCCGGGACUAUAGUGCACUUCUCUACAUGAAUGAUGACUUUGAAGGAGGAGAAUUUAUAUUCACUGAGAUGGAUGCCAAGACUGUGACUGCCUCUAUAAAACCAAAGUGUGGACGGAUGAUUAGUUUCUCAUCUGGAGGCGAGAACCCACACGGAGUGAAGGCAGUCACUAAGGGCCAGAGAUGUGCUGUGGCUCUGUGGUUUACCUUGGACCCUUUAUACAGAGAAUUGGAGCGGAUACAAGCUGAUGAAGUGAUUGCGAUACUGGAUCAAGAGCAGCAAGGAAAGCAUGACCUGAAUAUCAACCCCAGAGAUGAGCUAUAAAAACGAGGGGGGGGGGCAAAUGUUCUAUCAGAUAUUUAUUUAAAUUGUUAAACUUAUGAGAACUUUUCUAUUUUUGUACAGAGCCAUGGUAUAAAUUAACAGGUUAAUGUGAGUCACCAGCUCCCCCUUCUGUUCCUAAGGAUGCUUACAUUGCAGUUUGUUCUUCAUGUCCUGUACAUCAGUUUCUCUAAAGAUCUCUCUCUCUCUCUCUCUCUCUCUCUCUCUCUCUCUCUCUCUCUCUCUGAGCUAAAGAUACAAGCUUUCAAGCAGAUAAAGUAAGAGUUCAUUAUUCUUGGCAAAACUUUAAUUCUCAUGCAUCUUCCUGUUCUAAAGUUAGCAUGCAAUUUGGGCUUCAAAGAACUUUCUGGUUCUAUGCCAAUGAGCCGAACUCUCUCACGGUGCGGAGAGCCCUGAAUCUGAGUCUUAAGAUCCCUCAUGUGGUGCACACUGUUUCAUGUAUCACUGAACUAAGGAUCCUCAGUCUCUGAGCAGGGACAUUUUUCCUGAGUAAUGCAUGAAUCAAGACCCAGCCAUCCAUCAGCACACUUCUGGGCUCUCGUAUUUUCAUGAUAGAGAAAAGCCAACUCUGGAAUUAAGCUCUGUCUGCCUCAUAUCCAGGGGAGACUGCCCCCUAAGUUGUGUCUUCUAAAAAAUUUAAGGGUUAAAAUGGAAUGUCUGCUUGCUCUCAUGACUUUUGAAGAAAAUCAUUAAUCCCACCUGAAUCAGGGCACUUGCUCUUGCCACGUUGCCUCAGAAUAAGGUUGAUUGGUGAAAAGGAAUGUUUCCUUUGAAAAAUUGAUUUCUGAUAAUUCCAAAUUUUCAUCUGCACAUAUUUUGGUUGUCAUUCUGCCUCGCUGCACUCCAGCACACAGAUUCAUACUGGUGUCUGAUUUGUUUAAUAAAGGGAGCCUUA
Messenger RNA from Sorex fumeus (smoky shrew), 3161 nucleotides. RefSeq names its product prolyl 3-hydroxylase 2 (gene P3H2). Gene Ontology annotation, cellular component: endoplasmic reticulum. The transcript is spliced from 15 exons. Gene Ontology annotation, molecular function: L-ascorbic acid binding; iron ion binding; protein binding. Bases 143 to 2248 code for a protein of 701 amino acids. Gene Ontology annotation, biological process: collagen metabolic process. NCBI's taxonomy places the organism in Eukaryota, Metazoa, Chordata, Mammalia, Eulipotyphla, Soricidae. The record is from RefSeq and is a predicted model, not a curated record.